UGGUCUUGGGGUGUGCUGCUGUGGGAGGUGAUGACCCUUGGCCAGCAGCCGUAUGCAGAGAUUGACCCUUUUGAAAUGUCGGCUGUCCUGCGUCAGGGUGUCCGCCUUGCUCAACCCAUCAACUGCCCUGACGAAUUGUUCAAAGCGAUGACAUUUUGUUGGACAACGGCCCCACGUGAGCGACCCACAGUUGAUGAGCUCGUCAUCUACCUCACUAACUUCCAACAGCACCUUGACAGAUACGUGUGACAUUAUGUUACCUCGGGUCACCACCCGUGACCUCGGGUUGCCCUUUCGGGUCACACACAGAGAUUUGUCUGAACUCUUACAUCUCAGAGCAUCACUGGCAGGUUGGAUCUCCCCAGGUUAGGAGGAAAAAUGCAUUCCGUCUUCACGUGUGUAACUGGGUCAGUUCCCAGUGGCAUCCACAGCGUUUGAGUGGAAGACUAAACCAAAACUGAAGCUGUGGACUGUCAUUUCUUCACCAGAUGUGAUCAUAACUCGGCGGGUUUAUAGUGCCAGUGAAAUAUUUUUUAGGAGAAUGAAAAUAGUAAGGAUUUGUUGGUUAGCAUAAGUGUCUCUACAUGGUGAGAGCAACACUUGUAAACUUAACGUAUCAGUUCCUGUAAGGCGAGAGGAGAAAGCAGAUAUAGAUGAUGAUAUCACAGAAAGAAAUAGUUUGUGACAGAAGGUUAGUAUGUGUGAGAGGAAGAAACAGAUGUAGCUAAUAGUGUGAAGGAAGAGGAGAGACAGAUAGUAUUAUAUAAGAACUAAUAUUUGUUGGUAAUGAUAUGAAAGAAUAAAGAUGGUUCAAAAUGGAAAAAAAAUAAUUACCUACAUAAAAAACAAAGAUAUAUAAGAACAUUAAAGAAUGCCUCAGAUGUCAGUAGUGAUGUGACAACAGAUGUUCUUCAUGCACCUGUGCACAAAAUGAUCGUUCCUGAAACUGCACGUAGAAAACAAAACAAAAAUUUAGUACCUGGACCCAAUGAUGAUAAGUGCAUCGUUGUGAGCAUUUAUGUAUACAUUUUGUAGAAUAUGACUUAGUGUAGUUGAUUGUAAUAAUUGCCUUGACAAAAGUUGUCUUGAGAACUCUUGCUUAGUUUAAAGUACACAUUUGUGAUUCUUUUCUCUUUUUGAACAAACUGUAACAAGUUGUUUUAAUGGGAAACUAAGACUGUGAACAGGUUAAUAACCAAAAGUCUGGAGGUGUUGAAGACUGUAAGUGAGUGUAUAAGAAAGAGGAGGGAGAGAGUGAGAGGAAGGCAGCCAUCACCCUGGAGGAAGAGAGUGAGAGGAAGACAGCCAUCACCCUAGAGGAAGAGAGUGAGAGGAAGGCAGCCAUCACUCUGGAGGAAGAGAGUGAGAGGAAGGAAGCCAUCACUCUGGAGGAAGAGAGUGAGAGGAAGGAAGCCAUCACUCUGGAGGAAGUGAGUGAGAGGAAGGCAGCCAUCACCCUGAAGAGAAUAAAGGUGUGGUAAGGAUAUAGGGAGUGGUGUAAGAGUGUAGUGAAUCAUGUUAAACAGUGUAGGCUCAAGAUAUGACUGCACCUUCAGAGAAAUUUCCCUAGAAGGUUCUCUGCAACUUUGAUAUUGAUAGAUAUUGUGGGCAAUUUUCCAAUUAAUAUAUAUUUUUUUUAUGAUUAAAUUAGCUACUUUUGCUUGUUCAACAUUUAAUAAAAUAUGUGAAGGUA
Homarus americanus (American lobster) is the source of this 1693-nucleotide messenger RNA. Its product is annotated as tyrosine-protein kinase Dnt-like. Lineage: Eukaryota; Metazoa; Arthropoda; Malacostraca; Decapoda; Nephropidae. The record is from RefSeq and is a predicted model, not a curated record. Gene Ontology annotation, cellular component: signaling receptor complex. Gene Ontology annotation, biological process: positive regulation of kinase activity; cell surface receptor protein tyrosine kinase signaling pathway; protein phosphorylation. Gene Ontology annotation, molecular function: protein kinase activity; ATP binding.